GCAGAUUCUUUUUCAGAAGUUCUUUAGAAAAUAUCUCUAAAAAGUGUUACUUUCUGCUAGAUCCUUUACUGCAGUGCUCCAACAAGACUGGCUGUCCUUCUGAGAUUGUAAAACUCAUGUGAGAUUAACAUCCUGUCAACGUUAAAGGAAGUAGUUCCAAGCAUGAAUACUCUGCUUCUGUUUAUGAGUGUUCUAGGUAUAUCCUUUGCUUCUCCAAUCAAAAGAAGUGUAAAUUUGCUUGGAAGUGGCUAUGCGGAAAAUGUUGCCAAUGUUAAUGCCAUUAAUGCAAACAAAGAAAUCUUAAGCAAUGGCUCUGGGAAUGCUGGGAGGAACCAACAGAAUGACGAGAAUGAAAACAAUGGGCAUCCAGAAGGAGCAAAAUUCAGUAAUUAUACAAGAGGACCCAAUCAAACUGGAGAGGUGUCUGCAAUUGAUAUUAACAAUCCCCAGGGGGCUUAUAAGGACAAAUCCAAUAAUCAACCAGCCCCUGAGGACCUUGAUAAUACCCAGGGAACACAAAACAUUGAUCAAAAUGCUGAGCUCCGCACAGGGAAAGGAAUUAACCAUCCUCAUUUAGACCUACAUGUGAACACAAACCACACCAGUGAACAGAAUCCAUCUGAACAUUUGCCAGGGGAAAACAGCGUUUAUGGUUCAGCAUGGGCAGAAGAGGGUUUUGCACCUGAGGAUGCAGAGCUCUCCACUGACAAACAAGAUGUCAUAGAAGCCCACACUGACAGUGGCUUUAAUGUAGGGGGAAAGGAUGAGGAUAUGGAUAGUAGCCACCAUCAUUCGGACAGCUGUUCUUUUAACGAUGAAGGCAUGCAAAGGGUUGAUCCAGGUAAUGCUGGUGAUAGUGGUGACUCUAACUCUAGUCAGCAGGAAGAAAGCAACAGUGACUCUGAGCAACCCACUCCAAAACACUGCAAGAGUAUUCCCAGUGAAUCAAAGAGUUUGAGUAAAUCUGGUCAUGAGAAUACUAGUGCCGCCAAUGAUUCCGUCAGCCAGAGUGUCACUAGUGCCUCCAGUGAAUCCAGUGAAUCCAGCCGCUCCAGUGAAUCCAGUGAAUCCAGCCGCUCCAGUGAAUCUAGCCGCUCCAGUGAAUCCAAUGAAACAAGACAGUAGAGUUCAAUAAGUCAAUAGUGACAUUCCAAAGGCAUCAGAUACCAGUCGCCGGCAAAACAGAGAAAAAGGCAACAGCCUACAAACAGGUAUCAGUGAAAAUAAUUCCGAUGAUUCAAGUAACUAAAACUAACUUGGUAAAUGGUAAACAACCACAACUGAAAAGACACCCCUCCAAUAGUAUCCCCACAUAAGUACUCGCCAAAAGAAAAGGAGGACUAGGGGCACCUGAGAGACUAACCAAUUUAUUUGAGCAUAAGCUUUUGUGAGCUACAUUCAUAGGAAUGCAUCUGAUGAAGUGAGCUGUAAAAGCUUAUGCUCAAAUAAAUUGGUUAGUCUCUAAGGUGCCACAAGUCCUCCUGUUCUUUUUGCGAAUACAGAUUAACACGGCUGCUACUCUGAAACCUGUCAAAUAAGUACUGUAGAUCUCUAAAGGACUCUACUUAAUUUGCUUUGGUGGUUGCAUAAUUUCAUUCGUGUUAAAGCUUUUCAUAAUAAAAGAGAAUAUUAUGUUGCAUGAACAAGCAUAUUUGCCUUCCCCAUUUGCAGCUUGUAGUUCAAAUUCUCUUUUCACUGACACCUGUGCAACCCCAGUGACUUGGGUGUCACUCUGAGAUGAAUUUGCUUCACAUUCAGAUCGUUCCAGAAUGUUUCAGUGACAUGGUGUAACUGUGCCUUGUAGCCUAGCACUGCAGAAUCUUAGCGUAAUUUAAUAUUUCAAAUUUUCUUUACACAUUUGUAAUUUCUUAAUCAGAGCUACAAGAAAGAUUGUUGUUUACCAUGCUGUGUCAAAGACAUUUCUUACUGCUGCCUUGUAUCACUGUUAUAUGUAAUCUGUUCAUUCUCUCCAGCUAUUUUCAGCCUCAUCUAUUUACUGUAAUACUGUAACUUCCCAGGGUGAUGUGCAUUAGAAAGAAAGGGGUGGUUUGGCGGAAUAUGUGAAUUUAGCUGGUAGCCCCAGUCCAGUCUCUACUGAGUCUAUCCCAUCACAGAAAGCACAUGUGGCACUAAGUGAUACCCUUGUUGGCAUAAAGACCACAACUUUUUCUUCUGUAGUUGGCCCCUAUAGCUCAUAAUUGAGUCAUAUUAGUGGAGCAACGUUGGCGGGACUGUACUACUGAGGUGGCUGAGGAAGUUUGGUCUCCAACAUAAUCGUUCUGCAUAGUCCUAUUACAGAUAGUCUUACAAAUGAUGUUUAACUAAAUGUAUAGGCAGUUAGAUCUUGGAGAAAGGUGUGUUCUUACAUUGUCUUGCCAUUCUUUUUUAGAAGUUGUGAGUAUUACCAGUAAAAUUGGUUUGCUCUAAUGGACUCUUGCUGACUAGACAGUUACUUAGGUGCACAGAUGCUGUCUUCAGGAUAUACUCCCACAAAGAAACGGAAAUCAUUACAAGGUCAGGAAAACCUCACAUCCAAGGCUAUCAAUCUGGCAUCUUUACAAGCAGCUACCACUGACAUCAGUGCGAAUUGAGGAUGCUCAGCACCUCUGGAAAUCAGGCCAGUGGUCCCUGCCCCAAAAGUCUUACAAUCUAAUUAGACAUCAGGCAGACAGUGACUGACAGACAAUUUGUGACAGUAACAAACAACAGAGGUAAAAGGCAGGAGGGAAAGAAAAGAGUGAAAGGAACAGGAUCACAUGGUUACUCAGCUAUUGUACAUGUACUCCUUGGCAGGUCCAUUAAAGUUAAUUUGAUUAUGGUAAAUGAACUCAUUUCCUGUAGUCAUUUCUAUAAAUGAUGGGGCAGAUUGUGAUUGUCUUAUUCACACAGGUGAGCAGUUUUUCAUGGGACUUCAGUGAAACUACUCAUAUGAGGAACUGCUUGUUACAUUAUUGAACUGGAUUUAAUUCUAUGGCCUAUGCUAUGUAGGAUGUCAGACUUAGAUAAUCACAACCUUAAAAUGCACGAGUCUGUGACAAUAUAUAACAGCUCAGGAUCAGCCCCUUAUGAAUUUGAGUAAGGGGUUCACAAUCUGCCCCUAUAUUUGUACAGACCAUCAUGAAAAAGGUGAAAGACCCGUAGCAUAUAUUAAAAAAAAAUGAUUAUAAUAAACAAACCACCCUCUCUCACUUUCAUGAA
This is a messenger RNA of Caretta caretta (loggerhead turtle), 3198 nucleotides long. RefSeq lists its product as uncharacterized. Lineage: Eukaryota; Metazoa; Chordata; Testudines; Cheloniidae. The record is from RefSeq and is a predicted model, not a curated record.